CCUCACUAUAACCAAUAAAAUAAGGUAGGGCCAGACUUAUAUAAAACAAAGAAACUUCCCCAAUAAGACUUUAGCAGAUUAGCAGCAACACAGAGAAAACAAGAAAGAAGAAGAGGGAGAUCACCAUGAUGCACUACAAGGAGGAAAAGGAGGCGAAGAAAGAAGCUUUCAGGAAGUACUUGGAAUCCAGUGGAGUCCUUGAUGCACUGACCAAAGUUUUGGUUGCAUUGUACGAGCAAAAUGACAAGCCUUCCUCUGCGCUCGAGUUUGUUCAGCAAAAGUUAGGAGGUCCAUCUCUGUCUGAUUACGAAAAGCUGCAGGCUGAACUUUCAGAUUUGCAGAUGAAGUAUAACCAACUUUUCGCAGCUUACCAAGAGACAAGUGCAGAGUUGGAGGGCCUUAAGAACUCACAAUCGCGUACGACUCAUCAUGAGGCACCAGGUUCUACCAAGGAAACCGUUUCUGAGGAGGCUCAAAAGGAUAAGUCCUAGAAGUUUGAUAGAUGAUCUGGCAUAAUGUUGAGCAAAGUGAGACCUUUAUUUCUGGUAAAUAUAUCGGCAUUGUUCCGUGGCAGUAUUCAUAUUAACACCAGAAAUUCCUUUGUGUUUGUACUCUCUCAUGUGGUUGUUGUAACCUUUGGUGAGAAGAGUUGGUAGUUUUGCUAACUGAUCUGUAGUAUGUCAUCUGCUCAUUUAGACCAUCUAAUGUUGUUCUUGUUUGGCAAGAUUUCA
Argentina anserina (silverweed cinquefoil) is the source of this 731-nucleotide messenger RNA. RefSeq lists its product as uncharacterized. Bases 126 to 491 code for a protein of 121 amino acids. Lineage: Eukaryota; Viridiplantae; Streptophyta; Magnoliopsida; Rosales; Rosaceae. Gene Ontology annotation, biological process: regulation of DNA-templated transcription. The transcript has 5 exons. Gene Ontology annotation, cellular component: nucleus. The record is from RefSeq and is a predicted model, not a curated record. Gene Ontology annotation, molecular function: transcription coactivator activity.